AUUGGCAGAGAGGCUAACCGGAAGCUAACAGCGGGACAGAAGUUUGUGAGCAGGUUCUGCACCGGAGUCGCGUCACAUGUUGAGUGACGGAGGAUCACGUCAGAUAACAGGUCGACACACCGGGGACACGUGACGCCGCGGCAGGACGCACCGGUAACUAGUGACUCAUCGUUAACCUAGUCAACAGCGGGGCUGCAGCAGGUGGAAGCAGCCGCCGCCGCCACCGAGGGGAUGGACCACCUGAACUGGAAGCCGUUCAUCUACGGAGGCAUGGCCUCGAUUGUCGCAGAGUUCGGGACAUUUCCCGUUGACCUGACUAAGACCCGGCUGCAGGUCCAGGGUCAGUCCCAGUACACAGAGGUGCGCUACAGAGGCAUGUUCCACGCCCUCUUCAAGAUCGGCAAAGAGGAGGGAAUUCGAGCGCUGUAUUCUGGGAUUUCCCCCGCGCUGUUGAGACAAGCUUCUUACGGGACAAUCAAGAUCGGGACCUACAACACUCUGAAGAGGCUGUUUGUCGAAAAUCCAGAAGAUGAGACCAUGGCCAUCAACGUCUUCUGUGGCGUGGUGUCUGGAGUCCUGUCCUCCUCUCUGGCCAACCCCACCGACGUCCUCAAGAUCAGGAUGCAGGCGCAGGGCAGUCUGCUCCAAGGCAGCAUGGUGUCCAACUUCUACAACAUCUACCAGACAGAGGGCACCAGAGGGCUGUGGAGAGGCGUCAUUCCCACAGCACAGCGAGCCGCCAUUGUCGUCGGGGUGGAACUUCCCGUCUAUGACAUGACGAAAAAGCACCUGCUCAGCUCUGGGGCCAUGGGAGACACCAUUUUGACCCAUUUCAUUUCCAGUUUCGCGUGCGGCCUGGCAGGAGCCCUCGCCUCCAACCCCGUAGACGUGGUCCGGACUCGUAUGAUGAACCAGCGGGUUCUGUCGGGGGCCCCCAUGUACAAAGGAACCCUGGACGGACUGAUGCAGACGUGGAGGAACGAGGGCUUCUUCGCUCUCUACAAGGGCUUCUGGCCCAACUGGCUACGACUGGGGCCUUGGAACAUCAUCUUCUUCAUCACCUUCGAGCAGCUGAAGAAGCUUCCGUUUUAACAGGGAACAGGAAGUGGGACUGCGCUGGUCUGUGCUGGUCUGUGUCGGGGAGAGACCCCCCCCUCUGAAUCCAUACACACGAUACCACACAGUGUCCCUCAUCUGCCCAUGCUCUUCACCACCUACUGUUGAUUUCACCUUUUCAUGUGAUUUAUAUUUAUUGUCACUGGUUUGUUUAUUUAAAGCAGUUUUGUUUUGAACUGUCACCCUCGAUCCCCCCCGACGCUCCCCAGGCAGCUGAAUGUCGGAAUGAAAGUUUGAGUCCUCGAGCUGCUGAGAGAGUUUAACUCUGGAUUGGGUCGACUCUCAUGAGAGUCGGCUUUGGGGGAAACGAACCCAGAGGUGAUGCUUGUGAUUGUUUGCUCAGGAUUCAUUCACAGAAGAAACAUGGGAAAUGUAUUAAUACACACAGGAAAUGUCGGGUCAGACACAGUUUGUGGCGUUUGAUAGAGAAAGAAAAGAAUAUGAAGGUCAUCAAUGAUUAACGUGUAGGAACCCUGUACUACCUGGACAUAAGCACUGCAUGAACGUGAAACCUGUUCAGUAAAUAACUCGAUUUUCUGUUGAAUGUUGAGGAACUGCAUGGAAAAAAUAUUCAAAACUCCAGUUGACUGUUACACGUUUUUGUUGUGGAAAUCUCAGUGUUUUGUGUUUACAGCAAAUCGACUCCUGCUUCAACUCCUCGUUUUCACCCCGACAUUCAUGUUCUUUUAUUUUUUUCUGUUUUGCCUCCGUUACUCGCUCUCUGUGAAUUUCCCAGACUUUCUCCUGCUGGAGUCUCACCUGGUCUCACUCAUUUUCCAGACAUGUUACCGGGGGGCUGCGGGGAAGGUUCCACAAAACGUCUGAGGCAACUGACUCACAAUCAGUUCCUCUGGAAAACUUCUGGGAAAUGUUGAGACUUCACUGCAGGUCCGAAAGCAGCUUUAAAUUUAUUUAGUUGUUUAUUGGAACAUAAAUUUAUUGAUCUUGAUCUAUUUAAAGAGAAAAAUGUGAAAUCUGAACCAAAGCCUCUCAUGAGAAAGGGGAGAAACUUCUGUCUUAAUCAUUCACAACCAAAACAACUCUGUUUUUUAUUUAUAUUUGAGGGUUUAAAUGUUUAUUUUUUAAUUUUUUAACGAAACACUGACAGACACUGAAUCCAGACAGGUGACAGACAUUGAAGUUGUUUUGUUUUGUUUCUGUUUUGUGUCGACAUUUCAUUUCCUGCACCUCCAGUCGGUUCAUGUCAUUACUGACCCACAGUGUAAAUGGCUGUGUAUUGUAUUUAUAGCUCUUUUGUUGUCUUCUUGAAGGUUUGUUGAAGGUGGUCAGUGGAAGGAUUCUCCAUCUGGCCGCCAUCGUUGUGCAGCGUUGAUCCGAUGUUUGACUCUAAAUUGUCUUGAGAUCGACACAAAUCAUCGCAGAUUAGUGAAUUCUUCAAUUUAACUCGUGCACUUUGAAAACAGCUCCUCGACGUGUGGCUGCUGUCGGCAGUGAUGCUGGUGGAUUUUACUGUUCUGUUGGACGGACCCGGGGACGCUGUGGUCUUUCUAUGUGUGAUUUGCAUGUUCUCCCCGUGUCUGCGUGGUUCUUCUCCAGUAAUCAUGUGCAGCUUACGUUAAUUGGAGACCUUGAAUCGCCAGUUGGUGUGAAUGUUUGUCUCUGUACGUCGGCCCUGUGAUUGGUUGACCUGUACCAAGGUCUGCUGUGAUUGGCUCCAGCCUGCCAACACGUCACAGAUAUUUUAUUUAGCCUUUUUUUUCCACUUUUAAGUGUACUUCACUUUUGUCAUUUUUCCGGUGUGGAUCUACAACAUCGUUUUAAAGCAACACUCUGUAACAUUACUGAGCAACAGCGCCCCCUGUAGCCACAUCAGUCAGUUCUUGUCACAGGAGAUGGACCCCCCCCCCCCCCCCCCCCCACCAGAGUUACAGACCUUCAGGGAGUGAAGGAGGAAACUUUCUCCAGGGUCACACUCACUGAUAUGUUAAGGUCAAAAGAAAGUUGCAGUGUUGCUUUAAAUAGUUUGGACGUGGAUCAGAUCCUUUGCCAGUGAAGAGCUGUGCUGGUUCGAGUGGUCGUUGUGGUUCUGAGUGUGUGUGUGUCGGACUCCAGAGAACUGUGUGUUGUGGGUCAAAGUGUGUGUGUGUCAGCUGUGUGUUGCUGCUCUUUCUGACGGACCUGGUGUCAAACACAGUCCUGGAGUCCCGGGAGUCGUGCACUGUUACAGCUUUACACUUCUUUACACUUUGAGUCGAUCACUGGUUCAUUAUGUGAGUUUGUCAUUUUACUGUCCACAGAUUUUACUUUAAUUUAAGAUGCUCCACUCUGCUGUUGAAAUUACUCCUGUGAAAUAAAACGUGGCUUGUUACUCUGGUACGGUUACAAAUGUACUCUGUUAAUAUUACAACUUGUUUUCUUGUAAUAAUACUUCAUGCUUCUUGGAUUCUGUUUUCUUCAACAUGGCCGUUAUACUCCGUUGUAUUAAAAAAAAAAACAGACGGAAGAAGGAGACUUUUUUUCUGCUUUUGUGUUGUUUUUAAUUCCAAAAGUUGAUCGACAGAAUAUUAAGGUUUUAUUUAUCAAUCAAACAUGUUGAAUCAUUUCCUGUUUCCUGCGCACGUGGUUGUAAAAUGUAAAUGCAAUCAUGAAACUUUCAUUGUACUUCACUGGUACUAGAUGAUUUUAUUUCAUCCACUAAUAUGGAGGAGUGAUUGUGUAGCGAACAUCAGAUGAUUCAGUUUUAUUUAUGAUGAUUAUGAGAUGAUGCUGAUUUAGAUCGAUGGAUCUAUUCACUGUUCGUGACCUUGAACACGACUCAGCUGAGGCUGCUUCUCCUUCCUGCUUCGAUUCCUCUCAGAUUCCUGAAGUGCUCCGAGUCGACCACAUUCAAACCUGCUCAUGAAUUUAAUAAUCUGUAACAGGACAAUCUCAAGUGAAGUCCAACCUCCAUGAAAACCAAAAGAAAAGAACAUUUUCAUGUGUUUAAAUGUCACAGUGAGUGAGGGUGUUUCACUGAGCAGUUCUCAUAAUCACUUUUUUAAGGCCUAAGGAAUGGUUUGAUCCACAGAGCUGCUCUUUGGACCAAAUCACAGAACACGUGACAUUAAAGCCUUUAAAACUAUCUGUUUAGGGAGAGGAGCUUUUUCCUCUACUCACCAUAAAUGAACUGAUUGUGAUGAUGUGAUUGUUUGUGUUUCUGAGCGAGAGUCCCCCC
Pleuronectes platessa (European plaice) is the source of this 4291-nucleotide messenger RNA. RefSeq names its product solute carrier family 25 member 14 (gene slc25a14). Gene Ontology annotation, biological process: mitochondrial transport. The transcript has 9 exons. The record is from RefSeq and is a predicted model, not a curated record. NCBI's taxonomy places the organism in Eukaryota, Metazoa, Chordata, Actinopteri, Pleuronectiformes, Pleuronectidae. Gene Ontology annotation, cellular component: mitochondrial membrane. Bases 232 to 1092 code for a protein of 286 amino acids.